UGUUCCUUAUUCCAGGAAUUUCCCAAGACUUCUUACCAAGAACAGUGCCAACAACUGGCUCUGAAACCGUUCUGUGAGCAGCGGAGUGGACCUGCACCCAUGGUGAAUGAAAACUCAUUCGGAUACAACCCCUGGCAGAGAGACACUGGCGCUCCUGAAGAAGGCUUUGGGUCCAUCCUGCCUCAUCACCCGAAACCUCACCCAAAGAAUUACUUCCAGACUUUUUACAAUAUCAACUACACACCUCCGUUUCCUUACGAAUCACAACCGUCUAAAACUGACCUCGAGUAUUUGACUGAACAUCGUAAGUGUCACUCACAGUUCACUGACACGGCCGACUACCGUCGCUUCAAUUUGAACACCUGGCAGAACGACUCCGGAAUCUAUGCGAAGCCACGGAAACCUAAAGAGAAGACACUGGAUGGCUUGAUGUAGUGGGGUGAAUCCUUCUCCAACGAUGAUCUAAACUGCAACAUUCAAGGAUUCUGGGGCACAGCUGUGUGUCUAUUUUGUGUUACGGUAGUCGAAAGAGUGUUUCAAAGUUUUUGGUUAAAUAAAAUCCUUUAUAAUACCUUC
This is a messenger RNA of Octopus bimaculoides (California two-spot octopus), 576 nucleotides long. RefSeq names its product cilia- and flagella-associated protein 95. The record is from RefSeq and is a predicted model, not a curated record. Lineage: Eukaryota; Metazoa; Mollusca; Cephalopoda; Octopoda; Octopodidae.